This is a messenger RNA of Dunckerocampus dactyliophorus (ringed pipefish), 3547 nucleotides long. RefSeq names its product YTH N6-methyladenosine RNA binding protein F1 (gene ythdf1). Gene Ontology annotation, biological process: mRNA destabilization. Gene Ontology annotation, molecular function: mRNA binding; N6-methyladenosine-containing RNA reader activity. Gene Ontology annotation, cellular component: cytoplasm. The transcript is spliced from 6 exons. The record is from RefSeq and is a predicted model, not a curated record. The coding region runs from base 301 to 2184 and encodes 627 amino acids. Lineage: Eukaryota; Metazoa; Chordata; Actinopteri; Syngnathiformes; Syngnathidae.
CCCGGUUGAAGCUGCAGUCGGGUUAAGUUAGCAGGACAACCAAGGCAGCUCGAAUAUUAAAUGCAACAGUGAGGGUUCGAACCCCCGCUGGCUUCAUAUUGACAGGACGUGGUGCAGCGUCGGCAGGGACACAACAAGCCAAGCGCCCGCUCCUGCUGGAGACACCGGAUAGCUGCUGCGGCUAACUGUUUUAGCAAAGUAACAUCCUCUCUAGCUGCUAGCAUCUUCACAAAGCGGAGUUUGUGAAGCCUACACACUGAACGUCUUGUCACAGGGCUACAAACAACACCUGGAGGAUCGAUGAUGUCCGCGGCCAGCAUUGACCCGCAGAUAUCGAAAGGACAGGAUGCCAGCAAAGCUUUUCCCGUUUCAGUGCAGAACGGCUCCCUGCACCAGAAGGAUGCGGUCCACGACAACGACUUUGAGCCUUAUCUCACUGGACAGUCCAAUCAGAAUAACAGCUAUCAGUCCAUGACAGACCCAUACCUGUCCAGCUACUACGCCCCCUCCAUUGGAUUUCCUUACCCCCUCAGUGAGGCUCCGUGGUCUACAGGUGGUGACCCACCUAUACCCUACCUGACACCCUAUGCACCCCUCAGCAAUGGAGACCACCACUUCAUGCAUGACACAGUGUUUGGGCAGCCAGGGGGGCUCAGCAGCAGCAUUUAUCCACACAGGUUUAACUUUUUCCCAGAGAACCCGGCCUUCUCCGCCUGGGGUACCAGUGGUUCUCAGGGCCAGCAGACUCAAAGCUCAGCCUAUGGGGGGAGUUACAGCUACCCACCAAGCUCAUUAGGAGGCACCUUAGUCCCGGAUGGUCAGACCGGUUUCCAUAGCGACACCCUCAGCAAGGCUCCAGGUAUGAACAACCUAGAGCAGGGCAUGCUGAGCCUUAAAAUAGGCGGGGAUGUGACAGCAGGCAGCUCGGGUGUGAAAGCUGCUGGCUCGGUGAUCGGUGGUGGCGCUAGUGUCGCUGUUGCCACGGGCAACGGGGGAACUCCAGUAGGAAUGCCACCUCCGAAGCCGGCAUCGUGGGCUGCUAUCGCUAGUAAGCCCGCAAAGCUACAACAGCAAAAGACCAAGAACAAGCUUGGCACGCCCAUAGGUGGUGGACCUCUGCCCCCACCACCCAUCAAACACAACAUGGACAUUGACACGUGGGAUAAUAAAGUGAUCGCCACAAAGAUGGCUCCCCCUUUGCACCACCACCAACAGCACCAGGCGCAGCAGCUUCACUCACACCCUGCCAGCCUCUUGCCUCCUCUUCAGCAGUCGCUCCAGUCGGCCCAGUCUCUUGUGCAGCAGAUGACCAUGCAGGCUCCUCCGCCUCCUCCCCUCCAGUCCUACCAGAACCACAACUCCGCUCCAGCACCUCAGACCCGCUGGGUAGCCCCUCGCAAUCGCAACUUGUGUUACGGUGGCGGAAGCUUGGACAGUAGCGGCUCCUCAAGUGGCGGUGGUAUCGGUAACGGGGGUGGAGGAGGCGUCUGCUUGGGACUAGAGCCGGGCUGCGAGUCCCAUCCCGUCCUGGAGAAGCUGCGAGCAGCCCACAGUUACAACCCCAAGGAGUUUGACUGGAACCUGAAAAAUGGCCGAGUGUUCAUCAUCAAGAGCUACUCUGAAGAUGACAUCCACCGCUCCAUCAAGUACUCCAUCUGGUGUAGCACGGAGCACGGGAACAAACGUCUGGACUCUGCCUUCAGGGCCAUGAACUCCAAAGGUCCCGUUUACUUGUUGUUCAGCGUCAACGGCAGCGGCCAUUUCUGCGGUGUGGCGGAAAUGCGCUCGCCCGUGGACUAUGGCACCAGUGCUGGUGUUUGGGCGCAGGACAAGUGGAAGGGCAAGUUUGAUGUGAACUGGUUAUUUGUUAAGGACGUGCCUAACAGCCAGCUGCGCCACAUCCGCUUGGAGAACAACGACAACAAGCCAGUCACCAACUCGCGGGACACUCAAGAGGUUCCUCUGGAGAAGGCCAAGCAGGUGCUCAAGAUCAUCGCCCAGUACAAACACACCACCUCCAUCUUUGAUGACUUUUCUCACUAUGAGAAGAAGCAGGAGGAGGAAGAGGUGGUCAAAAAGAGCUAUGAACCUGCCACAAUACAGAACCGACCCCGACUCGAUCAGGAGUAUCACUGCAUCCAAAGCUUGUUUUCUUCGCUCUCCACGCAGGAUCGUCAGAAGUAAACAUGCGACGCCUUGUGGAAGCUCAAUUGCAGGUCCUGCUGGGAUGAAUACAAUGAAAUGUAUUUAGAUUUAACAAAAAGAAGACACAUGGACAUGAAGAAUAUUGAAGACUAAUAUUUUUUCUAUUUAAUUUUGUCGACUCUGGCCGGUCUUAACCACGUCACUCACUGCUCCCCGUCUUUAGGAAAUGUGAAGGGACGAAGUCUCUUUAGAAUUACAUACAUACUUUUUUUUUGUUUGUUUGUUUGUUGUUGUUUUUUUUUUCUUAAAAGCCUUAUUGCUGCCCCGGAACAUAAAAAAUUGACAUAAACCUGCACGUCUAUUUUUAAGAUCUCAUGACAACAUGCUGCUGAUAUUCAGUGACUGUUCACAUUGUGGUUUGUGUGUCGGAGAAAUGUGAAGUGCUUGUGUUGGUGAAUCUUGCGAGUGAACAAAUGUCUGCUAUUUGUGUGUGGCCACGUGUGUUUAAUAUUACCACAGAACAUUUUGUCAUGUCCAUUUUAGGAAUGUGUGCAAGUCUGCCUGCAGACAAAAUGUGCAAAAGGUUCAGACUUUUUUUUUUUUGUUUGUUUGUUUUUUUUUAAGCGCCCGAAAAAGAUUUGACUGAAUGAUGACACUAAUUUAAACUAGAGCGUCAUGGUGGAGAAAGCUUGUCAGUCUCUAUUUUUUCUUUCGUUCUUUCUCUCCACCGCAGAGCCUUAAUGUUUCUUUUCACAUAGUUUCAGACAGUUUCAGGGAAUUUGUGUAUCUGAUUAUGGUCCCUCUGCUAACAAAUAUAAUGUUUGGCUUUUUAUCUGUACUAAAUUUGCUUUCAGUCAGCUGCUUUUUUUUCUUCUCUCAUUUGUUCUCGUCUUGUCCAAAUCUGAUGUAGCAUGUAAUGCUUUUAAAACUUUGUCACUUGGUUUUGUUCUUUAUUAACAUACUAGUAUUUGAUGAUGGCGUCAUUUCCAUUGCUGUGACCCUCCCACAUGCACCAUCAGAUAAUAUAAGCUUUAAUGUACUGGCAUUUCUAACUGCAAACGCCUCAAACAUUUAACUGUAGCAUUAUACUUAACUGAUUUAUUCUUAGUGUAUGGACACCCAGAGACUAGCCUAUAUGCUAUAUGUUUGUGAUGUUUUUGUUUUUUUAAUAACUUGCUGUAUUCUGUCUUUGUGUGUGUGUGUUUGAAUGAGUGUGACAGUAAAGAGAGGGAGUAUGACUGCGGUGCAACCAGAGCUAUAUAACAGUAUUGGAUUAUAGAAAAAGUUAUGCAAAAAAAGUUUAAUGUCACCCCUGAAUUAAAUAUCAUUGUAUCAGAGGUCACUAUCACGUUCUUAGAUUUGAUCAUAUUCAUUAUUAAAGAUAUACAGUACUUACCUGUUA